This is a messenger RNA of Penicillium cataractarum, 1680 nucleotides long. Its product is annotated as flavin-containing monooxygenase. The record is from RefSeq and is a predicted model, not a curated record. The transcript is spliced from 8 exons. Gene Ontology annotation, molecular function: NADP binding; flavin adenine dinucleotide binding; N,N-dimethylaniline monooxygenase activity. The coding region runs from base 1 to 1680 and encodes 559 amino acids. Lineage: Eukaryota; Fungi; Ascomycota; Eurotiomycetes; Eurotiales; Aspergillaceae.
AUGCCUUCAAACGAAUCUUUCAGUCACUCUUCGCCGCCGACGGAUACGCCGGCGAAUUGGGUUUCUAUUCUUGAACAGCCUUUGUUCACACCCCGAAAGCUUCGUCUGGUCUGCAUUGGUGCAGGGUUUUCGGGCUUGAUUCUUGCUCACAAGAUCAAACAUGAGCUAAAGAUGGACGAUAUGAUCGAUCUUCAAAUUUAUGAGAAGAACCCUGAGAUCGGGGGCACCUGGUUCGAGAAUCGAUACCCAGGAGCUGCCUGUGACGUCCCAGCACAUGUUUACGUAUUUCCAUUUGAACCCAACCCAAACUGGUCGUCCUUUUACGUUCACGGUCCAGAGAUUUGGCAAUACAUGAAAGACACUGCUGUCAAGUGGGGACUUGAGAAGUUUGUCUCAUUCAAUUCUCGGGUCAACGAGACCGUUUGGGAUGAUGAAGUUGGUAAAUGGAAAAUCAAAGUCGAUUAUUCGGGAAAUACAAUCUCCGACGAAUGCGACGUUUUGGUCAAUGCCUCUGGCUUUUUGAACAAAUGGUCAUGGCCCACUAUCGAAGGACUUGAAGAUUUCAAAGGAAAGCGUCUUCAUACCGCUGCUUGGGAUGAGUCGUAUGAUUGGACAGGUAAGAGAGUAGCCAUUAUUGGCAAUGGAUCCUCUGCGAUUCAACUCCUUCCAGAAAUUCAACGAACCGCCAAGGAAGUUGUCAACUACAUUCGCAAUCCAACUUGGAUCGCUACAAACUAUCUUCAAGAGUUCGCCGAAAACGGAAAGUUUGUUUACACAGAGGAAAAGAAGAAGGAACUUCGAGAGAAUCCUGAAAUGCUUUUCGAAAUGCGCAAAAAGUUGGAGCAUGGAUUCAACCAGUUCUUCCAUUCGAUGAUUGAUGGAACUCCUGCACAAAAGGCAAUGGAUCAAACCUAUCGCAAGAAGAUGGAAGAUGCUCUUGGAGGCAAUCCCGAACUUAUCCAGCGAUUGGUCCCCGAAUUCAAUGUCGGCUGUCGGCGUCUGACUCCUGGGGACGGUUAUCUCGACGCAUUGCACGAAAAGAAUGUUCGUGUUGAGUUGACCCCCAUCUCUCGGAUCACCGAGACGGGAAUUGCCACCGAAAAUGGCCCAGAGGACUAUGACCUGAUCGUGUGUGCCACUGGAUUCGAUGUCAGCUUCCGUCCUUCGUGGAACCUUGUGGGGCGAAAUGGCGUGAAACUAUCAGAUGCAUGGAAGGUGGAGCCCAAGGGGUAUUUCGGAAUGUGUGCUGCUGACAUGCCCAACUAUUUUAUCUAUGCUGGUCCGAAUUCCCCCGUUGCACACGGUGUUCUCAUGGGAUCCAUGGAUGCGAUGACUUUGUAUAUCCUGAAAUGGUGCCGGAAGAUCGCCACGGAAGAUAUCAAAUCUAUUACUGUGAAGCCUGAAGUGGUAGACGACCUGAGCGUUUGGUCUCAAGAAUUCCUCAAACGAACCGUAUGGGCCGGAGAGUGCCGAAGCUGGUAUAAGAACAGCAAUACCAAGGGAAAUAUCACAGCUCUCCAUGCCGGUAGCGUCAUCCAUUACAGAGAAAUGCUUCAUGACCUACGGGGCGAGGACUUCGACAUCAAGUAUAGGUCACGAAAUGAGUUCCGAUUCCUCGGAAAUGGAUUCACGCAAAGAGAUGCUAAUGGGGACGAUCUUGCAUACUACCUUAAGCGAUAG